Arabis nemorensis is the source of this 465-nucleotide messenger RNA. The record is from the annotation of a GenBank genome assembly. Lineage: Eukaryota; Viridiplantae; Streptophyta; Magnoliopsida; Brassicales; Brassicaceae.
AUGCUCGCUUACAACACCGUCUUCUUGAUUUUCUUGAUCGCGUUGAUCGUAGCGAUCGAUUUACAAAAUGUUGUUUUAGCUGUGUUUUUGUUGGUAGUGAUCUUUGUUCUGUUCUUGGUUGUUCAUGUUUACAUGACUGCUUUAUGGCAUUUAGCUAGUGUAGUCUCUGUUCUUGAGCCUGUUUACGGUUUCGCCGCGAUGAAGAAGAGUUACGAGUUGCUUAAAGGGAAAACCUUUAUGGCUUGUUCGAUGGUUUUUAUCUAUCUUGCUCAUUGUGGAUUCAUUGGUGUGGUUUUCAGUGCGGUUGUUGUUCGUGGUGGAGAUGAUUAUGGGAUUUUUAUUAGAAAAGUUGUUGGUGGAUUCUUGGAGAUUGAUAAAUCCGCGUUAAACGAUCAUCUUGGUGGGUAUCUCGGUGACUAUGUGCCUCUUAAGAGCAACGUUCAAAUGGAGAAUUUCGAAGUUUGA